Messenger RNA from Helianthus annuus (common sunflower), 450 nucleotides. Its product is annotated as cAMP-binding protein 1-like. The transcript has a single exon. Lineage: Eukaryota; Viridiplantae; Streptophyta; Magnoliopsida; Asterales; Asteraceae. Bases 1 to 450 code for a protein of 149 amino acids. The record is from RefSeq and is a predicted model, not a curated record.
AUGUCCGUGCGAGGGGGAGUGCGUAUCAGCACCCCUCAACCUUCGAGUGGCAGCCACUACCCGUCACUCCAUGAAGACCCGCAGAUGGGUGGGCCUUCAAACCCCGUCUCGGAGGUAGACUCAGCGCCUGUCACGCCACCACCGUUGGGUUUUGGUAACCCAAUUCCUGCAUACGCCGGUUCAGCGGCGUAUAAUCCCUUUGAGCAGCCGGCCCACACCAACUACAAUUAUGCAGAGGUUGACCCAUACCAAGCAGCAUGGGAUUACAAUGCUCUCCACCCUGAGGGGCCUUAUGGAUAUCCCUGGGGAGUUGGAUACCCAGCUUAUGGGUACCAACAACCGCCACCUCCUCAACCUCCACAUCAGCAGCCGCCGCAGCCGCAAUUGAUACCACCAGAGCGACAACGGGAAGUUCUACAAAGGUUAAGCCAGGUUGAGCGGGAAGUUUAA